Molecule: messenger RNA, 417 nt
Organism: Neurospora tetrasperma FGSC 2508
Lineage: Eukaryota; Fungi; Ascomycota; Sordariomycetes; Sordariales; Sordariaceae
Exons: 1
Coding region: 172-387 (71 amino acids)
Source: RefSeq, a predicted model, not a curated record
UGGCCUUUUCGUUACCGAUCUUGAAGAGCGUUUUCUCGCAUAGGUAAGCCUGUAUCACCGAUUCAUCUCGAACCAUUCUGUGACGACCAGAACCCUCAGCUGAGGCAUUAUUCAUUUGUGCAUCCUCAGCCCAGAAUAACAUACGCAUCCCAGUCACUCACGACUCGAUGUAUGGAGCGAUGCUGCGAUUUGAAACUUUUUAACAUGGAAGAGGGUGCCGAAAUUCUCCGAGAAAUUCCAAAGCCCCAACAGGCCGCCUUUCUUCACCCUUCCCAUGGGCAUCCUUAUCCCUGGCGGACCCCAAAAGACCCUGCAUAUUCCGAUCCUGUGAUCGCUCGGUUGCUUGCCGGUACUAGUGGCCGUGGAUCCAGCAUGUAUGCAAUGUAAACCGCUCGAAUUGCGAAGCCGAGCCCCGAG